This is a messenger RNA of Ilyonectria robusta, 594 nucleotides long. RefSeq lists its product as uncharacterized. Bases 1 to 594 code for a protein of 197 amino acids. NCBI's taxonomy places the organism in Eukaryota, Fungi, Ascomycota, Sordariomycetes, Hypocreales, Nectriaceae. The record is from RefSeq and is a predicted model, not a curated record. The transcript has 3 exons.
AUGUCCUCCCCUACACUUGGCGACGGCUCCCGUCUGUCUGACGAACAUAAGUCACUUGUGCGGAGUGAGGGUGGGGAGACAGCCGAUCCAACACCCGAAUCCCACAUUGCAGAUUUCCAGGAACUUGGAGAUCAGCAUCAAACUCGCGAGCCAAACAACGGUCGCGAGACAGAAUGGGGCCCUGAGUUCUUCCCAGAAGGUGAAACGCCUGGGACAUCGACUGUAACGAACAGUCUUAUAAGUUAUGAACGAUACCUUUCGAGCCUCCAACCCGGAUUCCCUCAAGGACAGUCUGGCCAUGUCAGCAGUGCAACGUGGAAGCCUCGAGAAGGGAAGAGCACGAAGAAGUCGUCAAAGUGGUCAAGGGGGUCAUCAUACAAGAUACAAAGGAAGCAGGGGAAGAGGUCGAGAAAGCCGAAACAGGAUCAUCACGUCGCCGGUCCGGCCGUCGAGCCCCCUUGUUCCCCUAGGCUAUAUCCAAAUAAAUAUCUGGAUAGCGAUGGCGAUCUUAUGUUCCCGACUGUUAAUGAGCUAUGUGGAAUGACAGGGGCGGAUCAAGAAGAGUGGCAGCGAGCGUGUGAAACCUCUAAGUAA